This is a messenger RNA of Egretta garzetta (little egret), 2283 nucleotides long. RefSeq names its product plakophilin 2 (gene PKP2). NCBI's taxonomy places the organism in Eukaryota, Metazoa, Chordata, Aves, Pelecaniformes, Ardeidae. Gene Ontology annotation, cellular component: cytoplasm; intermediate filament; plasma membrane. The record is from RefSeq and is a predicted model, not a curated record. Bases 40 to 2283 code for a protein of 747 amino acids. The transcript has 12 exons. Gene Ontology annotation, molecular function: molecular adaptor activity; alpha-catenin binding; intermediate filament binding. Gene Ontology annotation, biological process: heart development; cell-cell junction assembly; cell-cell adhesion.
UUGCACCGUGCAUCCAGUGUUCCAGAGCAUGUCUAUAACAUGGGCAUUACUGAAAAUGAUUUUGCACCAAGAACGCCCUACGGCUUCUCAUAUUAUAAGUCAAACCAGGUGGCCUCACCAUCCUCCUAUACAAACGGCUGGGGGACGAAGAUUACUUACAAGACGAUGGAAGAGAGAGCUCAAAGACAGCCUCUGAAGAGACUAGAGGUUUCACCCCAACGAGGUCCUGAAAGAUUGGCAUAUGUGUCCAAUGAUUUUCACUAUGACGGAGGGAUUUCAGCUGGAUUCUCCAUGAGGCAUGGAGAUAGCAGGAGAACCGGCGGGACUGUCCCACCGAGAUAUGCUCGGUCUGAGAUUGUUGGUUACACUCUUCAUGAUUCAGUGAACAGGGGACGCUCCUUUAAGAGACACUCCCACAUGGGGGCUGUUAAUGAUGCCGUCCUUGAUGGUGUCUACUCCAGCCCCGCUGUACCUCUGUAUCAUCAAGCAGGCAACAGUCGCAGUAUGACCAACCUUUUGGAGAAAGAGAACUACCUGACCUUGGGCAGUGCGAUGGGACAAGUGAGAUCACCAAUUGCUUCCCAUUUGGGGUCUCAAAACAGGCAAUCUUUAAGGUCCAGCUGGUACCAAACUACUCUCAGAACCACACAGACCAGGAGGGAAGGUUCCCAGCCAGCUUCAAUAACCAGCGUCACUGCAGAAACAGAUGGGAAGAGGAUGCCAUUGACAGCUGCUAUGGCAGCAGCGGGCAGAAAUGGUUUCCUGCAGAGUGAACAAGUCACCAUCAAUGGAUCUCAGCUAGGGAGCCCAGAGGGGGAGAUGACUCUUGAGCGUGCAGUGAGCAUACUGAAGGGUGAAAAUACACAGUCCACACCUAGGAUUCUGGCUGCAGUGACUUUCAUACAGCAUGAGUGCUUCCAGAAAGCGGAUGCCAGAAGAAAAGUUUUCUCACUUGGUGGUAUCCCCAAACUUCUACAGCUUCUUGAUGUUCAGAACGAGGACAUCCAGCGGGCAGCAUGUGGUGCUCUGAGAAACUUGGUGUUUGAGGACAAUGACAACAAACUGGAAGUGUCGGAGCAGAAAGGGAUCCCUCUCUUGCUCCACCUACUCCGACACACCAGGGACGUGGAGACUAAAAAGCAAAUAGCAGGUUUGUUGUGGAAUUUGUCCUCCAAUGACCAGCUGAAGCACCUGUUGAUUAGAGAAGCCCUGCAGACGCUGACUGAAGCCGUUCUCAUCCCUUACUCAGGCUGGCCAGAUCGAGAUUACCCAAAGUCAAGUAUUUUACCUGACCCUGAUAUCUUCUACAAUGCCACAGGAUGCUUGAGAAACAUGAGCUCUGCCGGCCCAGAAGGAAGGAAAAAGAUGAGAGAAUGCGACGGCUUGAUUGAUUCUCUUGUGUAUUAUAUCCAAGGAGCUAUUGCAGACCACGAGCCUAAUGACAAGGCCACAGAGAACUGCGUGUGCAUUCUUCACAAUCUUUCCUACCAGCUAGAGAUAGAGCUCCCUGAAAGCUAUGCCCAGAGCAUAUAUAUGCAAAGAAGAAAUGUUUCUAGCCAUGAUAAAACACCGGGCUGUUUUGGAACACGGAGCAGAAAAGUAAAAGAGAAGCAGCAGGACACCCCACUACCUGAGGAAAAGAGCAAUCCCAGAGGUGUUGAAUCGCUCUGGCAUUCCACACUGAUUAGGAUAUAUCUCUCCUUAAUAGCAAAGAGUACCAGAAACUAUACCCAGGAAGCAUCCCUGGGAGCUCUUCAGAACCUCACAGCUGGCACUGGACCGAUGCCAUUUUCGGUAGCCCAGACUGUUGUUCAGAAGGCAAAUGGCCUUCCAAGUAUUCGAACUAUGCUGCAUGUAAGCCACCCAACAGUAAAGAAGACAGCAGUCUCACUGCUCAGGAACUUGUCUCGCAACACCUCUCUGCAAAGUGUCAUAGCUAGAGAAGUUUUGCCUGAUUUGGUCUUGAUACUUCCCGAGUCUGUCCCAGAGUCUGAUAUUGUCUGUGAAACCACAGCGUCUGUCUGCUACACCUUGUUCAAUUUGACACAGAGCAGUUCCCACAACACACGGCUUCUCCUGAGUGCUGGUGGCAUACCAAAGAUUAUUACCAUCAGCAUGAAUGACAGUAAUACAUUCAGCAAAGCUAGUAGGGCUGCUUCAGUCCUCCUCUACGCCUUGUGGUCACAUACCGAUCUCCACAGUGCUUACAAAAAGGCUGACUUUAAGAAGGCGGAUUUCAUCAAUACCCGGACCACAAAAGCCUAUAACUCACUAAAAGAUUGA